AUGAAGUCGUUCACGUCGUCUCUCGGGCUCCUGGCCGCCUUCAUCACGGCCACCCAGGCCGGCCUCCGCUUCCCAUGCUCGACCUUGACCAACCAGCGGCUCGACCCGGCGGCCCAGCCCGGCGCUCUCCCGUCUGCCCAUCUCCACAUGAUUGUGGGAGGCAAUGCGUUCAACGCCACCAUGGAGGGCGAUGUCGCGUCGCGCGCCACCUGCACCACCUGCCAGAUGGCCGAGGACUUUUCCAACUACUGGGUUGCCCACAUGUACUUCAAGGACCCCAAGAAUGGCACCUACCACCGCGUCAUGCCGCAGCCCGUCCAGCCUCUUCUGGGGGGGUCCAACGGCGCCCAGGGCGGCCUGACCAUCUACUACACCCAGUUUGAUCUGUCAAGGGACAACCUCAAGCAGCAGCCCAUCAAGGCGUUCCCGCCGGGCUUCCGCAUGACGGUCGGCAGCCCCACCGUGACGAGCAAGCAGCACGCCGGCCUGAGCUACCAGUGCAUCACCGGCGGCAACCGCGGCUCCCUGCUGUCCACUUUCCCCACCGGAAAGUGCAACGGCGGUAUCUUUACCACGCACCACUUCCCUCCGUGCUGGGACGGCAAGAACCUCGACAGCCCGGACCACCAGUCGCACAUGUUUGACACAGUCAAGUCCGAGUACUUUGACAACGCGCCGGCGUGCCCGUCGUCGCACCCGGUGCGGGUGCCGCAGGUGACGUUCGAGAUCACGUGGGAGACGACCAAGUUCGCGGACCUGUGGAACCCGUCGACCGACGCCAACCCGUUCGUGUGGUCGUUUGAGGGCACCGCCGCCGGCACCCACGCCGACUACAUGUUCGGCUGGAAGGGCGACGCGCUGCAGCGCGCCAUGGACAAGUCCGAGUGCUUCUACGACGGCUGCGGCUCCAUCAAGAAGCAGCAGAUGACCGAGGCCAACAAGUGCACCGUCAAGGACUUUGUCAAGGAGAACAUUGACGGCUGGCAAAAGUUCCUCCCCGGCAUGGGCGGCGCCAACGCCAACGCCAACAUGAAGGUCAAGAAGUCGUUCACCGCAUAG
Messenger RNA from Lasiosphaeria miniovina, 1059 nucleotides. RefSeq lists its product as uncharacterized. Lineage: Eukaryota; Fungi; Ascomycota; Sordariomycetes; Sordariales; Lasiosphaeriaceae. The record is from RefSeq and is a predicted model, not a curated record. The transcript has 5 exons. The coding region runs from base 1 to 1059 and encodes 352 amino acids.